CCUGCAUCGACUUCAGCUAUGUGGCAGGGGAGGAGGGGUAUCGGCGGUGGUGGUGCUGCUGCGGCACAACAACAUGAUUGUUCCCGUCUUCUGCCUCUCCUUCAGUCGUGGAGUGAAGUGGAGAGCCAGGACAGUGCUCACAUUUCGCAGCAGCCAAGCACCGAACAGUGGUGCUAUUGAUUUCUAGCAACAGUAGCAGAGUGGCUGCAGUCCAGUCGUAAGAAGGAGGACACAGGAGGAGUUUGGAAAGUUAACGUCACUCAGCUUGACUCAUGCUCACAAAGGUCUUUUUCUCUUGAUCAAUCUCCACACUCUGGUGUAGACAGCAGUUGAGGUUUGGAUGCAGCUUGUAUGUUGGCUGCUGUGCCUUGGCCUGGCAGGGGCACUUGGCGUCCUGCAGAAGGACCAGGUGGCCCAGCAUGCCAUCAAGCUUUACCGGAGCAAAGGGGCCACGCAGGGCCACAGCUGGGUGGCCAGCAACUGCAAGCGGCUGGUGGGUCUCCUGCGUCAGAAGAAUGUGGUUGUCAAGAAGCUGGCCGCCGCUGCAGAUGCUGUUGGAAGAGACCGGGCUCUGUCAGACCCUGAGAGGCAUUUCCAGGUUCACACUCUGGAGGUUUUCCAGAAGGAGCUAAAUGAGAGCGAGCACCUGGUGUUCCAGGCGGUGCACAGCCUGCAGAGGGCGCUGCAGGGAGACUACAGGGACGUGGUCAACAUGAAGGAGAGCAGCAGACAGAGGCUAGAGGCUCUCAGGGAGGCAGCCAUAAAGGAGGAGCAGGAGUACGUGGAGUUGGUGGCUGCUGAGAAGCACCAGCAGGAAGCUGUUAAGAGUGCUUUAGCUCAGAACAAGACUCUGUCCAUGCUGGAUGAAAUCCUGGAAGAUGUCAGAAAGGCAGCAGACCGGCUAGAGGAGGAGAUCGAGGAGCACGCCUUUGACAACAACAAACAGAUGAAAGGAGUGAAUGUGGAGGCAGUAUUGAGAGUGGAGGAAGAUGAGGAGAAUGGAGGGAAGAGGAAGAACAAGUCCAGGCAGAAGGAAGUGGAGGAUGACCUGGGACUGAGCAUGCUCAUUGACUCACAGAACAACCAGUAUGUUCUGACUAAACCGCGAGACUCCACGAUGCCAAGAGCAGACCAUCACUUCAUCAAGGACUUGGUAUCGGUGGUGAUGUUGUCUCUACCUUGUGGCUGGAUUUGCACCCUAGUCGGUCUCCCUCCAAUGUUUGGAUAUAUCAUCUGUGGGGUCCUGCUUGGUCCGUCUGGCCUCAACAGCAUCAAGUCUAUGGUCCAGGUGGAGACUCUCGGGGAGCUGGGUGUGUUCUUCACACUCUUUGUGGUGGGGUUGGAGUUUUCACCUGAGCGGCUUCGAAAGGUGUGGAAGACAUCAGUUCAGGGGUCGUGCUAUCUGAGUCUGCUGAUGGUGGGGGCCGGUUUGCUGUGGGGACAAGUCUUGCGCAUUCGACCCACCCAGACUGUCUUCAUCUCCACUUGCCUCUCCCUGUCCAGCACUCCACUGGUGUCCCGCUUCCUAGCAGGAGGAAGCAGGGGGGACAAGGAAGGUGACCUGGACUACAGCAGUGUUCUUCUUGGGAUGUUGGUGAUGCAAGAUGUUCAGCUCGGCCUCUUCAUCGCUGUCAUGCCAACGCUGAUCCAAGCACAGAGUGGAGACUUGGACAGGUCAAUUCGCCUUUUUGAUCUUGCGUGUGUCCUCUCCCCUCAAAACACACACACACACACACACACACACUCUCACACACAGCUUUGUAAAUCCGUUCUCCCCUCUGUGCACCACAGCUUCUUGUUUGGGAGUCUCCGCGUACUGUACCUCCUGGCCCAGGUCCUGGCGUCUCUGGCUGCUGUGCUGCUGCUGUGUUUGUUACUUAAAUCAUUCCUGAUUGGCCCGUACUACAAGAAACUGCAUGCUGAGAGCAAAGGCAACAAGGAGAUCCUGGUGCUGGGGAUGGCAGCUUUUGUGUUUUUCAUGCUGACGAUAACAGAGUUUCUGGAUGUUUCUAUGGAGCUGGGCUGUUUCUUGGCUGGAGCUUUGCUGUCCACACAGGGUCACAUGGUCACAUCAGAAGUCAUUGGAUGCAUCGAGCCAAUCAGAGAUUUCCUCGCCAUCAUCUUCUUUGCCUCUAUUGGUUUUCAUGUGUUCCCGACAUUUGUGCUGUACGAACUCACCAUCCUGCUGGUGCUAACGCUUUCGCUCGUCAUCAUGAAGUUUGUCAUGGCCGUGCUGGUGCUGUCGGCCAUCUUACCUCCAGGCUCUCGACACAUACGGUGGGUUGUCUCGGCCGGCCUCGCUCAGGUCAGUGAAUUCUCCUUCGUCUUGGGCAGCCGUGCGCGUCGAGCUGGAAUUAUCUCUAGAGAGGUGUACCUGCUGGUUCUCAGUGUCACCACUCUCAGUUUGCUGCUGGCUCCGGUGCUUUGGAGAGUUACCACACACCGAUGGGUUCCCCGGGCCGAACACAAGACAGUCCUGUGAUGACCAGACCGACCUCAGGGCCAAAAGGUUCUCACGCACAGUUAACUCUUACACAGCUGACAGCAGCAUCACGAGGAGCAGAGGUUACAUUUUAUUUGUUUGUGACGUGGCCUGUGGGACCAAAUGUUCCUUCUCUUCUUCUUCUUGAAUUAACAAACUCUGUUAGAAGAGGAAAUCAUCAUCAGCUACAUUUUGACUUGAGAUUCCUGUUGAAUGCCUUCAUUAGAUUGUUAUAAAGGACAUUUUCUCCAAGCAUGGGCCUGGAGUAGUGUUACAAAUACAGUAGGUAUAGAUACUGUACAAGGUCAUAUUUGAUAAUACAGAGAUAUUUUAGGUUAUAUUACUUAACUCCACUCUGAAGGCUGGACAGGAUCUGUGAACUCUUUGAUGGGAAGCACAUCUGCUUUACAGGUGGAGAAGCACAAAAGACUUGAUAUCCCUCCAGCUCUGAUGCUUUUAAUGCACUUUCUCUUUAAAGGGCGCACGCACCUAAAAGAGAAAAAAGGAAAAAAAAAAAUUCCUCUUCACUAUUUCUGUCAUCGUUUCCUCAUUCAUGUCUGCACUUUGAACCUCAAGUUCCUUGUAGCAAUCACAUGGACCAAAUCUGAGGUUUCAAAUCAAUUCAAGUACAUUUUUCUAUUCUUUCCUAAUAGAAAAGCACUUUUAUAUCAUUUAACAUGGACUCCAUCUUUCCUUUAUUUGACACUACUACAUCUGACAUUUAUCUUAUUCAAUUUUAGGUUGUUAUAAAUGGCAGAUUCAGCCUUGGAUUGAAGUUCAAACCUACUAUCUGCUGUUUUUAAUAGAUGAUGCGUGUAGUUUCUCAUGAUCAUUGUGCUACUGUGUAUUUAGGUGUGAUAAUACAUUCCAGUAUUACCUAAAAACUACAAUAAUUCUCCUUUUUCUUGUAACAAAAACCACAGUACAUUACAUAUCUUAAGGAAUGUAAAUAAUGAAAUACAAUAUUACGCAGCAGCUCGCAAAAACAACUAAAAAUACCCUGAAUUUAUUCACUUACAUUUAAAGAGAAGUCCUGCACUAGUUACCACUGAAUGUCAAACUUCUGUGCCUGCACAACACUUCUCUGCACCAGACGAAAGACUUUGAGGAGUGUAAUCUCACUGUGAGAGAGCACUUCUGUGGCAUAUCAUACUGUAAAUGUCCUCAUCUUAUAAUUCAUAAUGUGCAGUGUAACUGUGAGUGACACGUUACUGUAUAUUUUGAGUAUUUUCCUGCAGUAGGUUAACAGAGAGGAUAUUUGAGUUUACAUAGCGUAUGUUGGUGGCCAUGACCGACACUCACAGGCACAAAGAAAUGCUGUUUUCAUCAAAUGUUCAUUUUUAAAUUGUUGCAGUAAUUCAUUUAUUUAUUAAAAAAAACAUGAUGAUAAAGAAGUA
Lates calcarifer (barramundi perch) is the source of this 3879-nucleotide messenger RNA. RefSeq names its product transmembrane and coiled-coil domains 3 (gene slc9d1). Gene Ontology annotation, biological process: potassium ion transmembrane transport; proton transmembrane transport. The record is from RefSeq and is a predicted model, not a curated record. The transcript is spliced from 14 exons. The coding region runs from base 341 to 2482 and encodes 713 amino acids. Gene Ontology annotation, molecular function: potassium:proton antiporter activity. Lineage: Eukaryota; Metazoa; Chordata; Actinopteri; Centropomidae. Gene Ontology annotation, cellular component: membrane.